Molecule: messenger RNA, 1855 nt
Organism: Schistocerca nitens (vagrant locust)
Lineage: Eukaryota; Metazoa; Arthropoda; Insecta; Orthoptera; Acrididae
Product: SH2B adapter protein 2-like
Exons: 8
Coding region: 1-1716 (571 amino acids)
Biological process (GO): intracellular signal transduction
Cellular component (GO): plasma membrane
Molecular function (GO): transmembrane receptor protein tyrosine kinase adaptor activity
Source: RefSeq, a predicted model, not a curated record
AUGGCAGGGACGCAUUCAGAUGGAGAAGAAAGGUUAAACUGGAUAGAAUUCUGCGACAGACAAGCAAGAUCAGCAGCUGCGGAGUUCGCAAAAGCGUUUUGUACGUAUGUGAGCGUCAGUCUUCCAGAAAAUGCGAGGACAACUGUGUCACACAGAGAUUUCGUCAGAAAAUUCCUCGAUUGUUUCGUUGAUCAUUUUGAAAUUGAAUACUCUAGAAGAAGUCUGAUUAACCAAAAAGAUAAAUUCGUUAACGGCAACAACGUGUUCGCGGCAUCGUCUGCAAACGCUUUACGCGCUAACAGUCACGAAGAAUUUAGUGAUUACUCCGAACACGAAGCGGAUUCGCCAUCUCCGAAGACGCAGCACAAGCCUUUUUUCCGACGGCUCUCUUUCAAGGGACUUAAAAAAGGUAAAGGUUUCUUCCAUAAACAACAUUCAGAUGAAGUUGAACUGUCAUCGCAUCAUCAUCACCAUCACCACCACCACCACCAUCAUGACAGACAUUCAAAACAUGAUAAACAUUCCAAAACAAAAUUAGCGAAAAUUGUAGUUGAGUGUAGGAAGGAGGGAAUAGUGAACUUUUUGAUGGGUGAAAAUAUCGAUGGAACACAAAAGUGGGAAAAGUGUCGCCUGGCAUUGGUGAAAACUGUUGGUGGCUAUAUGCUUGAGUUUUAUUCACCGCCUAAGGCAGUGAAACCAAAGAGUGGUGUAUUUUGCUUUCUUAUUACCGAAGCAAGAGAAACAACUGCUUUAGAAAUGCCAGAUCACGAGAAUACCUUCGUGUUAAAGGCGGAAAACAACAUGGAGUAUGUUAUCGAAGCACAUGAUACAGAUGACAUGCGGUCGUGGCUUGCCACAAUUAAAUACUGUAUGCGUUCUCCAAUGCCAACCAGUGAUAGUCAGGAUGGGAGCCGCAGUCUGCUAGUGAGCCAGAGUGAUUCGAGAGGUGUACCAAAGACUGAAGGUGCAGGAGAUGGUUUAAGUGCAGAAAACCCUCCUGAGCUGCCACCGAGACUUCAAGCAGCAGGACUCCCUCGUGUAGCGUCAGACACUCCGGGACUUCGUCUUUCCAGUAACAGUCAUUUUGAACUCUGUACGUCCCACACAGAUAUAGAGCAAUCAGCUGCACCAGUUCCAGAAACGGAGGCAGAUUUAUCGACUGCACUUAAAGAGUACCCAUGGUUUCAUGGAACAUUGCCGAGAUCAGAUGCAGCUCAACUUGUCUUACGCGACGGAGCUGCUGCACAUGGUGUCUUUCUUGUGAGACAGAGUGAAACACGCAAGGGUGAAUUUGUGCUAACUUUCAACUUCCAGGGAAGAGCAAAGCAUUUACGAAUGACGCUCAGUGACCAAGGCCAGUGUCGUGUUCAACACCUCUGGUUUACCAGCAUCUUCGAUAUGCUGGAUCACUUCAGACAACAUCCAAUUCCACUAGAGUCAGGUGGCACGGCCGAUGUCACGCUGACUGAGUACGUUCUGGCACUGCCUCCGGUCACUCCACCGUCCACGACGAGGCCUGUCGUGCCAUCCGCUGCGGCAACCUCGGUUCCUGCCCAGCCCACAGUGCAGCAGCUCCCACCUCAGCCGCAGCCGCAGCCUGCAGGGCCGCAGCAGCCACAGCAGCCGCCAGCCGCGACGCCGGCCGUCAGCGGAGCAGCAGCUGCCGAGGCCAGGAGCCGGCCACCUCCUCCCCCAGAACCCAUCAGAGAAGUUUGAGUGAAGGGGGCCUUCAGCACUCAAGUCAAACUGCCAGAGAAAUUAUAAAGUGAUAACAUAUGGAGGAUCAGUUCGAACAAGAACAGAAUCAUUAGAGAACUUGCAGCAGGAAAGACAAAGUGGAUCUGGUGGAUCAGUU